This is a messenger RNA of Colletotrichum higginsianum IMI 349063, 225 nucleotides long. RefSeq names its product Acylphosphatase. The transcript has 3 exons. NCBI's taxonomy places the organism in Eukaryota, Fungi, Ascomycota, Sordariomycetes, Glomerellales, Glomerellaceae. Bases 1 to 225 code for a protein of 74 amino acids. The record is from RefSeq and is a predicted model, not a curated record.
AUGGCGGCCAAGUACAAGAAAAGAGCGACCGAGUAUGGACUCACAGGGUGGUGUCGCAACACGGAUAACAACAAGGUUGAGGGCGAGGCGCAAGGUGACGAGGACGCGCUGAAGAAGCUUCUUAAAGACAUCGAUCAGGGGCCGAGGUCGGCCAAGGUCGUCAAACUCGACCAGGAGGAAAGGGAUCUCGUCAACGACGAAAAUGACUUUCUGGUCAGACGAUGA